AUGCCCUUCUUUCCAGAGGAUGCUGCCGAGGCCGACGCCGCCGCCGUUGCUGCCGUUGAAACUCGUAACACAUACCGCCAUCGCCCUCUGCCCACACCUCCUCGUUCCAAGGCAUCAUCGACCAUGGCUGAGCGGCCGAGCACUAGCGGGGGUCUUUUGCCUCAUAACUACAGCACGGCCAGCUUCAAGACCUUUGAUAGACGCAUGUCCAAAGAUGAUAUGUACGUCAGGCCUCACUCUUCGGCUCGAGGAGGUUACAAGUCAUAUCACAUACCGAUACGGGACAACCCAGCGUCCCCAGUAGAGAGUCCCGGCGACUUCUCACACGACUUCUCGCCCGCGCGCACAUUCACCGUCAGGACACAGACACCAGACUCCAUGGACAGCAACAUGGGAACGAUCGCAAUAGGCAUGGCGAUAGGGAGCCCGACACACCCGCCGCCCGAGUUCACUGCGUCCCGCGAGUUCCUGGCAUCGCCGGUCCCCUCAACGAGAAACGAUUGGCAACCACAGGCAUCCAGCAUGAGCACCAGCAUGAUCAGGGCCUCGCCGGAACCACCGCAGGAAGCACCGGAACCUUCGCCGGCACCGAAACAGAAGUCAGGAAGAUGGAAACUGUUCGGGCGUUCGAAGAGCAAGAGACUGGCAUCGUCCCCCGUUGCCAUCUCUCAACCCAUGAACCUGCAGCAAUCACCAGCCAACGGGACAGACUUCGAUAGUUUACCGACGAGUAAUCAGGCCAGUGACUUGGGAAGACGGAACACGGAAAGGAGGCCGGCAGACAGCAAGCCGCCAAUGAUCCGCUCACACACAACCGGUCCGGUAGCGCCCCAAGUCCGAAAGACUCCAAGGGCCCAAAACUAUUGA
Molecule: messenger RNA, 867 nt
Organism: Colletotrichum spaethianum
Lineage: Eukaryota; Fungi; Ascomycota; Sordariomycetes; Glomerellales; Glomerellaceae
Exons: 1
Coding region: 1-867 (288 amino acids)
Source: RefSeq, a predicted model, not a curated record